Aspergillus versicolor CBS 583.65 is the source of this 1056-nucleotide messenger RNA. RefSeq names its product zinc-dependent alcohol dehydrogenase. The coding region runs from base 1 to 1056 and encodes 351 amino acids. The transcript is spliced from 9 exons. The record is from RefSeq and is a predicted model, not a curated record. Gene Ontology annotation, molecular function: oxidoreductase activity; zinc ion binding. Lineage: Eukaryota; Fungi; Ascomycota; Eurotiomycetes; Eurotiales; Aspergillaceae.
AUGACCGAGCCCCGGGCACAAACCGCAGCUGUCCUCCCCUCCACCGGAGCAACCGCCAACAGCCGUCUCGAAAUCAAGAAUGACAGGCCCAUUCCCUCUCCAGCGCAGGGGGAGUUGCUUGUUAAGCUGGAGUUCUCGGGGGUCUGUCAUUCUGACGUGCACAGUGUUCGCGGGGAGACGCCUAUGUUGACGGAUGUUGCAGGGCACGAAGGGGUUGGGAAAGUUGUCAGAGUUGGCGAUGGUGUAGAUGAAGGGGCUUGGAUGGGGAAGAGGGUUGGUAUUAGAUGGCUAUACAGUUCGUGCCUGGAGUGCGAGAUCUGCGAGAGGAAUAAUACCGCUUGUCCUUAUCAAAAGAACGCUGGUGCAAAUGUGCCAGGAACAUUUCAGCAGUACAUCGUCAGCCCUGCAGUGCACGUAACGAGGAUCCCGGAACAAUUAGCUCCUGACGAAGCUGCGCCUCUGCUAUGUGCUGGAAUCGCGAUGUAUUCAUCGAUCAUGAAGACAAGAACUCGUCCCGGGGACUGGCUCGUCCUUCCUGGUGCUGGAGGUGGUUUGGGGCAUAUGGGUGUACAAAUUGCGGUAAGAAAGGGUCUAAAGGUCAUCGCAAUAGACAGCGGCGAGAAGAAGAAACAACUAUGCAUAAAACUCGGGGCCACGGCCUUCGUCGACUACAAAACUGAUGAUGUCCAAGACGCGGUGAAACAACUAACCGCUGGCCUCGGUGCACACGCUGUAAUCUGCACGGCAAACAGCGAGGCAUCGUACGAGCAAAGCAUGCGGCUUCUCCGUCGUUUAGGAGUGCUUGUGUGCGUUGGGAUACCUAAUGUCCCGUUCCGAUUGCCGGCGACACCGUUUGAUAUGAUUGUUAAAGGGCUAACGAUUGUUGGGAAUUCAGCUGGUACGGCGCAGGAGAUGAAUGAAUUAAUGAAGAUGGCAGUAGCAGGGGAGGUGAAGGCUCAUAUUGAGUGCUUUGCAUUUGAUCAGCUCGAUGAUGUUAUUCAGAGGCUUGGGAGGUCUGAGAUUGAGGGACGGGCUGUUAUGCGGAUUCCGGAAUAA